Molecule: messenger RNA, 1576 nt
Organism: Daphnia carinata
Lineage: Eukaryota; Metazoa; Arthropoda; Branchiopoda; Diplostraca; Daphniidae
Product: pancreatic triacylglycerol lipase-like
Exons: 14
Coding region: 5-1483 (492 amino acids)
Biological process (GO): lipid metabolic process
Molecular function (GO): triacylglycerol lipase activity
Source: RefSeq, a predicted model, not a curated record
CGCCAUGGGUGUGUUACGCUUAUUUGUUGCGCUGGGUUUAGCCAUUGCCGCAAGCUCAGGAGCGUCUAUUAAUGAGGGAAAUCCUAAAGCAAGUGAGACAGUUUGCUACGGAGAUUUAGGAUGUUUCACUACGGCAUCGCCCUGGACAUCUGACGUUCGACCUAUCUCAGCUUUACCCGAAGAUCCGGCGGUGAUCAACACACGUUAUCUGCUUAACACGAGGCAAAAUCCAACGGAACCUAUUACGCUUGUAAAAGACGACGCACUGGGAUUAUACAAUUCGCCUUUUGAUUCGACGAAAAAAACGGUAUUUCUAGUUCACGGUUGGACGAAUGAUGCCAACCACCCAUGGAUCAGGUCUUCCGUUGCGGAAAUUCUAAUUAACGAGGACGUCAACAUAAUCCGCGUUGAUUGGGCACCAGGAGCAGGAUUGCCUUAUAUCCGGGCUUUGACCAACACACAAGUGGUCGGUGCUGAGAUUAGUCUCUUUAUUCUUUUUCUCGCAUCAAAAACUAUUCUGGAUUAUGCCAACAUUCAUAUUAUUGGUCACGAUCUUGGAGCUCACGCAGCCAGCUACACUGGUCACCGUCUUUACGGUAUUGGACGUAUCACAGGUUUGGACCCGUCAACGAUCUAUUUCGAGGGCGGUGAUAUAGCGACUCGUUUGGACCCUAGUGACGCACUUCUGGUGGAUAUUGUUCAUACCGAUUCGACAUACCCAUCAUUUGGAAGAGAUCAUGUCGGUUUGGGUUUCCUGACUAAUCUCGGCCAUGUCGACAUUUACGUUAAUAAUGGGCAAGCGCAACCUGGGUGCCAAGAUACCCUCGACAACCUAGUAAACAAACCUGAAGAUUUGGUUACCUUGACCGACCUUAAUGGUGCCUCUUCCAUUGAUCCGUAUGUUUGUUCUCACAUGAGAGCUGUUGAUUACUUUGUUGAAUCCAUCAACUCUUUCUGCCCGUUUUCCGCCUUUUCGUGCUCAUCGUGGGACAGCUAUUUGCAAGGAACUUGUUUUUCCACAUGCCGCAACGUCAACUCCUGCACGUCUUUGGGUUACCACACAGGAAACUAUCCAGCUAGAGGCACAUUCCAUCUUGAUACCCAACCAGUAGGACCGUAUUGCAACUUGGUGCUUCGAAUGGAAGUGGAUGUGUCUCCAAAUCAAAUCGAAACUUACGGCUCAAUUAAAUACAUCUUGAUUGGUGACGUUGGCCAGACUAAAGAAGACGAACUCUACAACGGAAUCAUAGCGAAUGGAUUCAUUCUUAGCGAGUACGUGACAGUAGCCGGAAGUAAUGCCUACCGUAUCGGGAAAGUUGGAUCUGUCCGUCUCCGUUACCAAAAGGAUGCUUUUAAGGAAAAUGAAAUCGUCGUACAAAGGGUAGUUGUUCAGCAAGCCAAUGUCACUAUUAACGCAGUCGAUAACAUUUUCCAGGGAGCUGUUUUACCCGACAAUGAAUACGUCACAGUGUACCCAGUUUAACUAAUGAAUUUACUUUAGAAUCCGCCUUUUGGCGAGCGAUUGCAUUUUAAUGGUUACCAUAGUUAGACAGCAUACACAAGAGAAUGAAACAAA